UCCACUCCACUGCCGAAUUGUCCGCCCCUCACUCUCCAACUUAUUUUAUCUGUAGUCAAUGCAACUCAACCAAAACAGAGUCAAUUUUCGGAAUUCUAAUGGCGGAGGCCAAGCUUUUUGAACUUAACAAUGGCUCUAUGCGUGUAAUCGUCUCCAAUUAUGGAUGCACCAUCACCUCUCUCUUUGUACCUGACAAACAUGGCAAAUUGGCCGAUGUAGUUCUUGGAUUUGACACAAUUGAGCCAUAUCAGAAAGGAGAUUCUCCUUACUUUGGGUGUAUUGUGGGUCGGGUGGCAAAUAGGAUCAGAAAUGGGAAGUUUACACUCAAUGGAGUCGAGUAUUCAUUGCCUAUUAACAAUGGACCCAACAGUCUCCAUGGUGGGAACAAGGGAUAUGAUAAGGUCAUCUGGGAAGUGGCUGAAUAUAAGCAGGGUGAUACACCAUCAAUCACCUUUAAGUAUGACAGUCUCGACGGGGAAGAAGGUUAUCCAGGUGAUGUUUCUUUCAGCGCAACGUACACGCUCACAUCCAAGACUACAAUGAGGCUCGACAUGGAAGGUGUGCCGAAGAAUAAGGCAACGCCAAUCAACCUUGCACAACACACCUAUUGGAAUCUAGCCGGUCAUGAAUCUGGAACAGUUCUAGAUCACACUAUUCAGAUAUGGGCGGAUCACAUCACUCCCGUAGAUCAGAACACUGUUCCAACCGGUGAGAUCAUGCCUGUCAAAGGCACGCCGUUCGACUUCACUACUGCAAACAAGAUUGGCAGCCGUAUCAACGAGGUUGGUAUAGGCUACGACCACAACUAUGUUCUUGACUGCGGGGAGGAAAAAUCAGGCUUGAAGCACGCUGCAAAGUUGAAGGAUCCUGCUAGCUCGAGGACUCUUGAUCUGUGGACCAAUGCUCCUGGUAUGCAGUUUUACACUGCAAAUUACGUGAGCGGAAUUGUUGGUAAAGGCGGUGCUGUGUAUGGAAAGCAUUCGGCCGCUUGUCUGGAGACGCAGGGAUUUCCGAACGCCAUCAACCAGCCAAACUUCCCUACCGUUGUCGUCCAACCGGGAGAGAAGUACAUUCAUAGUAUGGUGUUUGAAUUCUCAACCGAGUAGGUUUGGCACGUUUGUGGGAAUAGGGGAAACGAAUCAAUGGCGACAACAAGGUUCAACGCUGAGAAGUUCAAAGGCAAACACAACUUCAGCCUUUGGUGCAUCAAAAUGAAGGCCAUGCUCGUGCAACAAUGGUGUGUGGAUGCUUUAAAGACCGAUCCUGGGAGUAGAAUGUGGUAGAAGGUGAUUAUAAGACCACCAUCAAGAGGGUUGAGAUCAUGGAGAAGGCACACAACGCAACUAUUUUGUCUCUCGCCAAUAAAGUUUUGCAGGAAAUGUCGAAAGAGAGCACAACCGCUGCCGUAUGGUUCAACCUUGAAAGUUUACACUAUAUGACUAAGUAAUUGGAUAAUACAAUGUGAAUGUACGAACUAAGGCCAUGAAGCAAGGACCUCAAAUGUCAUUUUCUUUUCUAGGGAAAGCGAAUGUAUGAACCCAAUUGAUUAGAA
Messenger RNA from Salvia hispanica, 1552 nucleotides. The record is from RefSeq and is a predicted model, not a curated record. NCBI's taxonomy places the organism in Eukaryota, Viridiplantae, Streptophyta, Magnoliopsida, Lamiales, Lamiaceae.